Messenger RNA from Drosophila innubila, 1229 nucleotides. RefSeq names its product annexin B10 (gene AnxB10). The transcript has 5 exons. Gene Ontology annotation, cellular component: cytoplasm. NCBI's taxonomy places the organism in Eukaryota, Metazoa, Arthropoda, Insecta, Diptera, Drosophilidae. The coding region runs from base 249 to 1214 and encodes 321 amino acids. The record is from RefSeq and is a predicted model, not a curated record. Gene Ontology annotation, molecular function: calcium-dependent phospholipid binding; calcium ion binding.
UCUCUCUCUGGCUGUCUCACUGUGAGCGCAGUGGGCUGUGGUGUGAGGUGGAAGGUGGGCGUUGCAGCAGCGGCAGGCAGACAAACAGCGACGACGACAUUUGGCAGCAGUGUCAGUCGCAAAAGGUAAAGCAAAGCAGACAGUAAGAAACGGCAACGAAGCUCGCACAAAGCGUAAUAAAAGAAAAGAGAAAAUUUGCAUAGAAAUUGCAAUUGCAAGAGACGUUGGAGAAAGCGAGAUAAAAUCAAAUGGAAUACAAGGCAGUGCCCACUGUAGUGGCCCGCAAGCCGUUCGAUGCCGUCGCCGAUAGUCAGGAACUGCGCGGUGCAAUGCGUGGCUUGGGUACCGAUGAGCAGCAAAUUAUCGAUAUACUCAGCACACGCAGCAACGCGCAGCGUCAAUCGAUAAGCGCCGCUUAUGCCGCCGAAUUCGAACGUGAUCUUAUCGAUGAUCUAAAGGAUGAAUUAGGCGGUAAAUUUGAGGAUGUUAUUGUAGCUUUAAUGCGUCCGCCAGUGGAAUAUCUGUGUCAGCAGCUGCACGAGGCAAUGGCUGGAAUGGGUACCGAGGAGUCUACACUGGUCGAAAUACUGUGCACCAAAACGAACGAGGAGAUGCGCGAAAUUGUUGUCGCCUAUGAGGAUAAAUAUGAACGCCCUCUGGCGGAGCAAAUGUGCAGCGAAACAUCGGGUUUCUUUCGUCGUCUGCUCACGCUGAUUGUGACUGGAGUGCGUGACGAUCUGACAACACCGGUGGAUGCCGUUCAGGCCAAGGAUCAGGCAGCACAGUUGUAUGCCGCUGGCGAGGCCAAACUCGGCACCGAUGAGGAGGUCUUCAAUCGGAUAAUGGCUCAUGCCAGUUUUCCGCAGUUGCGUCUGGUUUUCGAGGAGUACAAGGAACUAUCCGGCCAAACUAUCGAGCAGGCCAUCAAGCACGAAAUGUCCGAUGAGCUGCACGAGGCCAUGAUGGCCAUAGUGGAAUGCGUGCAAUCUCCGGCGGCUUUCUUCGCCAAUCGGUUGUAUAAGGCUAUGGACGGAGCUGGUACCGAUGAUGCGACCCUUAUACGGAUCAUUGUCUGUCGAUCGGAGAUUGAUCUGGAGACGAUUAAACAGGAGUUUGAGCGCAUCUAUAAUCGCACGCUGCACAGCGCCAUUGAGGACUCGGAGACUUCUGGCGAUUACAAACGGGCUUUGACGGCUUUACUACGCGGCGCCUAAACGUGGUUAAAAUCA